This is a messenger RNA of Symbiodinium pilosum, 324 nucleotides long. Lineage: Eukaryota; Dinophyceae; Suessiales; Symbiodiniaceae. The record is from the annotation of a GenBank genome assembly.
AUGGGGCUGCUGAAUAUCCUGAAGAAGAUGAAGAAGGAUGACAAGGAAGCUCGGAUCCUGGUCUUAGGCCUCGACAACGCCGGGAAGACUACGAUCCUCAAGAAGUUGUCGGAGGAAGAUAUCUCGCACAUCAUGCCGACGCAGGGAGAGCUUUUUCAAACAGAAGCUGUUCGCUGGUGUCAGGGCUUCAACAUCAAGAGCAUCAUGCAAGAUGGAUUCAAGCUGAACGUCUGGGACAUCGGCGGCCAGAAGGCGAUCCGGCCUUACUGGAGCAACUACUUCGAGAACACCGACGCGCUAGUCGGGAGCUUGGGGCGGAAAUAG